Plectropomus leopardus (leopard coralgrouper) is the source of this 2319-nucleotide messenger RNA. The record is from RefSeq and is a predicted model, not a curated record. NCBI's taxonomy places the organism in Eukaryota, Metazoa, Chordata, Actinopteri, Perciformes, Serranidae.
CUGUGGAUACAAAAAAACUGCGAAAUCAAGGAGAGGGACAGCGCCCAGAAUAACUGUAAACCUCUGCAAACUGAGUGCAGCAUCGUGUUGGAAAUGAGACUCCUGUCAUAUUCUCCGGGGUGUCUGACGUUAAAACGGAGGACAUGUCCUUCGGUUUGUUAAAGCCACAGUGCUACACUCAACUCUCCAAGCAUGCUACAGUAGUGACUCUCCACUCAGCAGCACUGUUUGAUCCAAAAGAAACGUGCCUUGUAAGGAAGCAGGAUGUUCACAGGCUCCACCAAACUGCCACCCACUAAGACCCCGCAGCCCGAGCGGCUGGAUGAAGUGUACGCUGCCUUACGCAGAGGCUUACAGUCGUACCUGCAGGUCCACCAGCUGGAGCUGGACAGUCUGGGUCAGCAGACCAGAGAGAACAAGAGGAACGGUCGUUUGGGCUCUUUGUAUGAGUUGGAUAAGCAAGUGAAAGCCAUAGAGAGGUUUAUGCGCCGCCUGGAAUUCCACCUCAGCAAGGUUGAGGAGCUGUAUGAUGCUUAUUGUAUACAGCGGCGACUGCGUGACGGAGCAAGUAAGAUGGUGGCGGCCUUUAACUCGGCCACUGGCAGCAAGGAGGCCAGAGAGAGCCUGAGUGAAGCCAACAAGGGCUACAGGGAGUGUACAGAGCACAUGUGCUCACUUGAAAGCGAAUUAGAAAGCCAGAUGGGAGAAUUUCAUGUCAAGAUGAAGGGCCUGGCUGGCUUUGCACGGCUGUGUGCUGGUGACCAGUAUGAGGUCCUAAUGCGAUACGGGCGGCAACGCUGGAGGCUACGAGGCCGCGUGGAAGUCAGCAACAAGCAGAUAUGGGACAGUGAAGAGUACAUCUUCCUGCCUCUCGUCACAGAACUGCUGUCAAUCAAGGUGACAGAGCUUAAGAGCCUGGCCAAUCACGUGGUGGUGGGCAGCGUGUCUUGUGAAAUGCUCGACCUGUUCUGCCCACUUCCCCAGACGCUUGCCGUGGACAUCAAUGACCUCGGGACAGUGAAGCUGAACUUGGAGGUCACCUGGAGUCCGUUUGAUAAGGACGACCAAACAUCCUCCACCAGUACAGUCUCCAAACGGCUGCUGUCCAAUCAGAGCCCUCCAGACACGCCCUCUAUGCGGGAGCAGGUGUUUUAUUCUCUGCUGAAGCGUCAGGGAGAAAUGGAGAACGGGACCGUCUGGUCCAACUCCUCGGAGUCCUCAGACGACUCCUCCAGUCCGGCCUUGGCUCAUCACGCUCAGAGGCUGACGGCCUCCAACAUGCUGCAAACCACUCUCACCAGUCAGCUGUCAUUCACGCCGCACAAGUCCAGCGCGUCGACGCCGUCGCUCUCAUCCAACCAAGAGGAGGACGAGACAGAAGCCGGGGAAGUUUUCUCUCAGAUGGACGCGGUGCCCAACGGCCACCUGCAGACUUCCUGCUCACAUAGUCCGGACUGUACUGUGACUGACCGAGCGUCUGUCCAAUCAGCCGAGCUCUGUGAAACCUCAGCUGACCUGAGCUGCUCGUGCCCCGACGUUUCCUCCGUGUCUCCUGUGUCACUGAUGGAGACUCAGGGUUUGUCUGAAAGUGGCGUCCCACAAGUGUGUAUUUCAGCAGAGGAGGUAAAAGACAAAGCAACCGAGGAGUCGUCAGUACAGGCAGGACAGACUGAAGCAGAGACGGAGGACAGCACCACUGAAGCAGGAGAGGGACGCCAGGUAGAAGCAUCAGAGAAACACGUUCAGCCACUUCAGUCCGUCCAGGAACCAAAACAACCGGAGGACGCUCCUACGGCUCCUUUUCCUAAUUCUACUAGUUUCACUCUGGAAGUUGAAACAGCACUUGAAAGUUUUGACUUUCUCAACUGCUCUGACCUCGAGGAAGAUGACGAGGAAGAGGAGGAACAACAGGAAGACGGAGAAAAGAGGGAGGAUGACGACGACGGGCAACAUAAGGAGAACCAAAACAAAGUGGAGGAAGAGAAAACGGAGGAGGAAGAAAAGGAUGAAGACAACUUUUACUCUGGAGGAAGCGAUGAGGAGGAGGCAGACGGUCUACAGAUCCUUAUGGAGGCCCCAGAGGGAUUCAGAAACUCUGAUGAAGAUCGAUUUUCUGAAUCACAGGAGUCAAGUAUUGAGGACGGGCAGGAUCUGUGUCAGAUGGAGAUGCCUGAGGAGAAGGAGGAGCACAGUGAGGAGAAGGAGGAGCACAGCGAGGAGAAGGAGGAGCACAGUGAGGAGAGGGAGAGAGAGGACACGUCACAUGAACAGGAGGAGCGUCCCUCUACUCCCACCCAUCUGGCCACAGCUGUCUUCUAA